Molecule: messenger RNA, 2769 nt
Organism: Rhineura floridana
Lineage: Eukaryota; Metazoa; Chordata; Lepidosauria; Squamata; Rhineuridae
Gene: WWOX
Product: WW domain containing oxidoreductase
Exons: 9
Coding region: 155-1399 (414 amino acids)
Biological process (GO): positive regulation of transcription by RNA polymerase II; hippo signaling
Cellular component (GO): nucleus; cytoplasm
Molecular function (GO): protein binding; transcription coactivator activity
Source: RefSeq, a predicted model, not a curated record
UAUUUGGAAGAAGAAGUCCGGCGAGCUACCGCUCUGUUAGGGAGGGUCGAGCGUUGCGCGGAGGUGAGAGCGCAGGUGCGGGUUUGAUGAGAAGCUUUUUCGGUUUGUUUAUAAGAGACCCGGCGAGCGGCGGCGCGUGUCGGGCGGCGCGGGCAUGGCGGCGCUGAAGUACGCGGGGCUGGACGACACCGACAGCGAGGAGGAGCUACCGCCUGGCUGGGAGGAAAGGACCACUAAAGACGGCUGGGUCUAUUAUGCCAAUCAUCUGGAAGAGAGAACUCAGUGGGAUCAUCCUAAAUCUGGGAAACGAAAACGAGUUGCAGGAGAUUUGCCAUAUGGGUGGGAGCAAGAAACUGAUGAAAAUGGACAAGUCUACUUUGUUGACCACAUAAACAAAAGGACAACAUACCUUGACCCAAGACUGGCAUUUACAGUGGAAGAUAAUCCAAUGAAACCAAAUGCCAAGCGGAAGUAUGAUGGAAACACCACUGCAAUGGAAAUACUUCAAGGCCGUGAUAUGAGUGGAAAAGUGGUCAUAAUCACUGGAGCAAAUUCAGGAAUAGGCUUUGAAACUGCAAAGUCUUUUGCACUCCAUGGAGCGCAUGUCAUCCUUGCCUGCCGAAAUGUGUUAAGAGCUAAUGAGGCCAUCCAACGCAUCUUGAAAGAAUGGCAUAAAGCCAAAGUAGAAGCAAUGACGUUAGACCUUUCAUCUCUUCAGAGUGUACAGGAGUUUGCUGAAGCAUUCAGAUCCAAGAAUGUGUCUCUCCAAGCGCUGAUCUGCAAUGCUGCUAUUUUUGGUGUCCCUUGGCAAUUGACUGAAGAUGGUCUGGAGUCCACCUUCCAGGUGAAUCAUUUGGGACACUUUUAUCUCAUUCAGCUCCUUGAAGAUGUUCUUCGUUGCUCAGCUCCUGCAAGAGUCGUGGUGGUUUCCUCAGAAUCACACAGGUUCACAGAGAUUAAAGAUAACUCAGGAAAGCUUGACUUCAAUGCACUUUCUCCAUCUAAGAAAGAAUACUGGGCCAUGCUGGCCUAUAAUAGGUCUAAGCUGUGCAAUAUUCUCAUAUCCAAUGAGCUCAACCGCCGCCUUUCUCCCCACGGGGUGACAUCGAAUGCAGUGCAUCCUGGAAAUAUGAUGUACUCAUCCAUUCAUCACAACUGGUGGGUGUAUACCCUGCUGUUUACUUUGGCUCGUCCUUUCACCAAAUCAAUGCAACAAGGAGCUGCCACGACUGUCUACUGUGCUACUGCCCCUGAACUGGAAGGCCUGGGAGGGAUGUACUUCAACAACUGUUGUCGUUGCCUGCCAUCGCAAGAGGCGCAGAAUGAAAUGACUGCGGCAGCCUUGUGGGAGCUCAGUGAGAAGCUGAUCCAAGAACGAAUUGGCAGGCAGGGCAAGUAGCAGGGAGCUCCUGGAAAGAUCAAAACACGUUGAGUAUAUGUACACACUCAGGCAGGGAGGGGUGAAAAUAAAACUGCCAGUGUUGGAAUCGUUCCAGUCCUAUCAUCUAGAAGGUUACAGGUACAGAUUAGCUCGUGUUAAAUGAAAUGAUAGCUGUCAUGACAUAGUGAAAAACAUUAAAGAUGGGAGGGAGGUGGGCAAGAACGCAGGGGUAGCAGACAAUAUAAUUUUGCCAGGCUGAUAAUUUUGCCUUUGUUCUGUCUCUUUGAUUAUACUUUUGCUUGCUUGUUUGUUUUCUUGUUUAAUUAUACUCUUUGUUCAAAGUGUGUCUCAGGAAAAAGCCAGAGAACUAUUUGUGUCACUUAUUCCAUUUUUUGGUGUAUGCCUCUCUCUCAUUUUCUUUUCAGUGUACACCUAGAAAAGCAGUGUGUGAAUAUGCUCAGCUUGGGUCCCCUAGAGAUAUACACUCCCCUGGGAGUUGCCCACUCCUUGUUGUGUGUACAGUUUGGCAGACAAAGCGGGGGAUGCCUCUUUGUAAUUGAAAUGGUAUUUGGGUUUCCCCAUCCAUUUGCAAAAUAGUUCGGAAUGUAAGUAUGAACAGCCUCCUGGGAUUUCAGUUUGCAACUAGAGCUUACCCUCCAAGGAGGGUGUCCCGUGGCCAGUUCUGCUGCUCGCUGCGUUAACAUUUAGUAAAACAACCAAAAAUCUUAAAUAACCAAUAGCCCCCUUGGCUGCAAAUAAGAACUAGCUUGCCUAAAAAGAGAAGGUGCUCUAAAGUCCAGGUCGCUCCCCUUCUAAUUAAAUAUAUUGCAGGACAGCCAUAAAAUGUGAUAUUGAAAGGUACAUUUGCAAACCAUUCUCUAAAUACUGUGGGGGGGGGGUAAGGUCUCUUUCCAAACACACCGGGUGUAAGCAGUCAGAGGGACUAGACUCGCCCCCCCCCCGUCCAUCUCUCAGAUGAGAGGUUUAAGGAGGGCUGGAGAAUACCGACUCCUUGCCAGUCUCUCAUUUCUCCUGGCGCCGUGUUCUGUUCAGGAGGUUUUUUUCCUAUUUAAAUGUAAUAAAAGAACAUGCUUGAAUAUUGUCACCUGAAGAGCAAGUCUGGCUCCUUUGAAUGUCUUUACUUCCUUUUGCUUUUUGCUCUGUUUGUGUUUUUAAGAAAAGAAAACUUGAGGAAAAAUAAAGAACUCUUCAAUGCCAUGAAAAUGCCAUUUUUUUGUUGUUCUUGUUUCAUUCUGAGUUCAUUUGUCUGUGGAGAUGUUUAAUUUCUCUUCUUUUUGUUGUGCUUUGUAGCUUAUCUUCAUGCCAGAAAAUUGUUGAAAGCCAUUCGCAACCCAGCAUCAGCUUUUCUGUAAACAGAGAAACAAAUA